AACGAGUGCAGACAGCGGAAGUGCGAGAGUAAGACGAAAGUAAGCAAACAUUGAAUAUUAUAUUUUAUUAAAGAGGAGAAAUGUUAAACAACCGAUUAUAAUAAUCAGUUUUGAUGCAUGCUGGAGGGUGAUGCCCCACUAUGUUUUACUGAAUAGCAGAGAGACGAUUUAACUUCUAACCUGAAGAAUCUGAUUGAGUUUCAUUGAAGAACAACACAGAAGACAAAGAUGGCAACUGCAAGCAGGAAUGAGUUUCAGCUUGUUGUCCCUGAAACAGCUCAGAGAACUAGAGUUAAAAUAGGGGAUGAAUUCACUAUACCAUGUCACCUGUCACCUGAAAUCAGUGCUGUUGAGAUGGCGAUCAGAUGGUUUAAGAAGACAAACUGUGUGUGCAUCUAUAAGAACAGAGAGAUGAUUGAAGGGAGAGGAUUCGAGGGCAGAGUGAAUCUGAUCACUGAGAAGCUGGAGAAAGGAGAUGUUUCCUUAUCACUGAAAAACUUCAGACCGUCUGAUCGGGGAGAUUAUGUGUGUCAGGUCACCAGUGGAGUCAAAACAGAGGAGAUAACAGUAACAUUUUGGUUGGUGCAGUUCGGAGAUUCUCUAUGUUUAAUGACGGAGAAAGUAAACAGAACAUGGACUGAAGAGGAGAGAUUAGAAAUGGAGGACUCUGCUCUAAUGGCAGAGUUGAAUGAAAAAUGCAAACGUUUGGAAGAUACUGAGAAACUUCUAGGUGAAAGAGAGACACAAAUUAAAGAUCUUGAGAAGAGCAAAGAAACAGCUUUAGAGGAAAAGGACAAACUUUUAAAUAAAUCUAAUGAUAAACUACUACAAACAACCAGAGAGAUUGAAGAGAAAAAUAAACUGAUGAGUGAGAAAGAGAGACUACUGGAGAACACAGUCAAAGAACUGGAAACCAGUAAACAUCAACUGGAAACACUGAGAAAUGAACUACAGGAGAUGAAGACACAACUGGAUGAACAGAAAACUAAAUUCACUCAUCAGGAGAAAACACUACAAGAACACAAACAACAGCAGCAACAAUCUGAUCAAGAAAUCAAAAAUCUGCAUUCUGAACUAGAAAGACUGAAAAGCGAGUCAUCUACACAUUUAUCUGAGUUGAAUGAAAAAUGCAAACGUUUGGAAGAUACUGAGAAAAUUUUAGGUGAAAGAGAGACACAAAUUAAAGAUCUUGAGAAGAGCAAAGAAACGGCUUUAGAGGAAAAGAACAAACUUCUAAAUAAAUCAAAUGAUAAACUAUUACAAACAACCAGAGAGAUUGAGGAAAAACAAACAGAAAUUGAAGAGAAAAAUAAACUGAUGAGUGAGAAAGAGAGACUGCUGGAGAACACAGUCAAAGAACUGGAAACCAGUAAACAUCAACUGGAGACACUGAGAAAUGAACUACAGGAAAAUAACAGCAAACUACAACUACUGCUGGAGGAAAACAAACUACUGAAGAGUUCUGAAACAUCAAUUUCAACAGCACCAGUAAGACGACGACGCAGUAAGGAGUUAGAUCCUCCAAUAAUGAGUGGAGAAACAGCUUCAGUGUUAGUUUCUGGAUUAGAGCUCAGGUUGGUUCUGUUGGGGAGUGCUGGAUCUGAGAAGAGUGCAGCAGUAAACAUCAUCCUGAACAGAGAGGAAAAGAUCCAGACUGAUACAUCAACAGAGAUCCAGCAGAGUGAGAGCAGACAGGGGGAGGUGAAUGGGAAGCAGGUGACUGUGGUGGAAACUCCUGACUGGUUUUGCUCUGGUCUCUCUCUGGAGGAGGUGAGAGAGGAUGUGAGACUCUGUGUCCGUCUGUCUGCUCCAGGACCUCACGCCUUCCUCCUGGUCAUACCAGUACAACAAUCUACUGGAGCAGAGAGAGCAAUGCUGGAGAAAAUGGAGGAGAUUUGGGGUGACAGAUGUUGGAGGAACACUAUGAUCCUUUUCACUGUUACUGAUGAAGAACAAAAGAAGAACAUUGAGAAUUUUGUCCAGUCAGGGAAUCAGGAGGUCCAGAGACUUGUAGAGAAAUGUGGGAACAGGUUUCACUGUCUCAACAUUCAUCAGAGUGGAGAUGAUUCACAGAUCUCAAAGCUGCUGGAGAAGAUUGAGAUGAUGAUGAAAGAAAACACAGAGAAAUUUUACAGCAGUGAGAUCUACCUGGAGAUUGAGUCUCAGAUCAGAGCGAUGGAGAGAAAGAUCAUAAAAGACACAGAGGAGAGAAAAGAGAGGGAGGAGAGAGAGAUAAAAGAAAAAAUAGAAAAGGAGGUGCAGAGGUCCCUGAAAAAGAUAGAGGGAGCGAUUGAGGAACAUGAAGGAGAUAUUCAACAACUUAAUGAGAGAACAGGUGAACUAGAGAGACAGAUGAGAGAAGAAAAAGAUGAAGAGAAGAAGAAAGAACUAAAGAGAGAGUUGGAAAAAGAUAUGGAGAAGAGAUCAAAGCUGGAGAGAAAGAUUAACAAACUGAAAGAUCAGAGAGAGAGAGAAAAGAUUGAGAUGGAGGAAAAACACAGACAGGAGAUGGAGGAGAUCAGACAGAUGUAUGAAGGAGAGAUGAGGGUGGAGACAGAGAGAAACCUCAUGAAGAUCAUCCUACCUGAAAUUCAGAAAAACAUUUUGGAAUCAAAGUCAAAGAUGCAGGAGGAGUUUAACAGACAGAUGGAGAAGAAGAACAGAGAGAUAGAGACACUCAAUGACAAUUAUUCAAAAGUAUGGGACCUUUAUGAGUCAGCAAUGAAGCAAAAUAAGACAAAGAUGGCAACUGCAAGCAGCAAUGACUUUCAGCUUGUUGUCCCUGAAACAGCUCAGAGAACUAGAGUUUACAUAGGGGAUGAAUUCACUAUACCAUGUCACCUGUCUCCUGAAAUCAGUGCUGUUGAGAUGGCGAUCAGAUGGUUUAAGGAGACAGACUGUGUGUGCAUCUAUAAGAACAGAGAGAUAAUUGAAGGGAGGGGAUUCGAGGGCAGAGUGAAUCUGAUCACUGAGAAGCUGGAGAAAGGAGAUGUUUCCUUAUCACUGAAAGACUUCAGACGGUCUGAUCGGGGAGAUUAUGUGUGUCAGGUCACCAGUGGAGUCAAAACAGAGGAGAUAACAGUAAGAGUAAAAGAAGAAGAAAAAAGAGUAAAACAUGGAGGAGGAUUUAUGUCCAGUUUCUUUCGAGGUUCAUGUUUAAUGACAGAGAUAAACAGAACAUGGACUGAAGAGGAGAGAUUAAAAAUGGAGGCGUCUGCUCUAAUGGCAGAGUUAGAAAAAUACAAGAAUCCUGAAGAGUUGAAAAGACUUCUCAAAGUAAGAAACAAACUCAUACAGGAGAAAGAAAAUAUUCUUUUAGAGAGCAAACAGACACUUCAAAUGAAGGACAUGGCUUUAGAGGAAAAGGACAGAAAUCUUAAAGACAUGGAUGAUAAACUGCUGCAAACAAUCAAAGAACUUGAGGGAAAACAGAAUCACCUUGAGCAGAAAGAGACACAAAUGGACAAUAUGAGCAAACUGAUGAUUGAGAAAGAGAGACUGCUGGAGAACACAGUCAAAGAACUGGAAACCAGUAAACAUCAACUGGAGACACUGAGAAAUGAACUACAGGAGAUGAAGACACAACUGGAUGAAUGGAAAACUAAAUUCACUCAUCAGGAGAAAACACUACAAGAACACAAACAACAGCAGAAACAAUCUGAUCAAGAAAUAAAAAAUCUGCAUUCUGAACUAGAAAGAGUGAAAAGCGAGUCAUCUACACAUUUAUCUGAGUUGAAUAAAAAAUGCAAAUGUUUGGAAGAUAUGGAGAAACUUCUAAGUGAAAGAGAGACACAGAUUAAAGAUCUUGAGAAAAGCAAAGACACGGCUUUAGAGGAGAAGGACAAACUUCUAAAUAAAUCAAAUGAUAAACUAUUACAAACAACCAGAGAGAUUGAGGAAAAACAAACAGAAAUCGAAGAGAAAAAUAAACUGAUGAGUGAGAAAGAGAGACUGCUGGAGAACACAGUCAAAGAACUGGAAACCAGUAAACAUCAACUGGAGACACUGAGAAAUGAACUACAGGAGAUGAAAACACAACUGGAUGAACAGAAAACUAAAUUCACUCAUCAGGAGAAAACACUACAAGAACACAAACAACAACAGCAACAAUCUGAUCAAGAAAUCAAAAAUUUGCAUUCUGAACUAGAAAGACUGAAAAGCGAAUCAUCUACACAUUUAUCUGAGUUGAAUGAAAAAUGCAAAUGUUUGGAAGAUAUGGGGAAACUUCUAGGUGAAAGAGAGACAAAAAUUAAAGAUCUUGAGAAGAGCAAAGAAACAGCUUUAGAUGAGAAGGACAAACUUUUAAAUAAAUCAAAUGAUAAACUAUUACAAACAACCAGAAAGAUUGAAGAGAAAAAUAAACUGAUGAUUGAGAAAGAGAGACUACUGGAGAACACAGUCAAAGAACUGGAAACCAGUAAACAUCAACUGGAGACACUGAAAAAUGAACUACAGGAAAAUAACAGCAAACUACAACUACUGCUGGAGGAAAACAAACUACUGAAGAGUUCUGAAGCGUCAAUCUCAACAGCACCAGUAAGACGACGACACAGUAAGGACUUGGAGCCUCCAGCGAUGAAUGAAGAAACAGCUUCAGUGUUGGUUUCUGGAUCAGAGCUCAGGUUGGUUCUGAUGGGGAGCGCUGGAUCUGAGAAGAGUGCAUCAGUAAACAUCAUCCUGAACAGAGAGGAGAAGAUCCAGACUGAUACAUCAACAGAGAUCCAGCAGAGUGAGAGCAGACAGGGGGAGGUGAAUGGGAAGCAGCUGACUGUGGUGGAAACUCUUGACUGGUUUUGCUCUGGUCUCUCUCUGGAGGAGGUGAGAGAGGAUGUGAGACUCUGUGUCCGUCUGUCUGAUCCAGGACCUCACGCUUUCCUCCUGGUCAUACCAGUACAACAAUCUACUGGAGUAGAGAGAGCAAUGCUGGAGAAAAUGGAGGAGAUUUUUGGGGAGAGAUGUUGGAGGAACACCAUGAUCCUUUUCACUGUUACUGAUGAAGAACAAAAGAAGAACAUUGAGGAUUUUGUCCAGUCAGGGAAUCAGGAGGUCCAGCGACUUGUAGAGAAAUGUGGGAACAGGUUUCACUGUCUCAACAUUCAUCAGAGUGGAGAUGAUUCACAGAUCUCAGAGCUGCUGGAGAAGAUUGAGAAGAUGAUGGAAGAAAACACAGAUACAUUUUACAGCAGUGAGAUCUACCUGGAGAUUGAAUCUCAGAUCAGAGCGAUGGAGAGAAAGAUCACGAGAGACACAGAGGAGAGAAAAGAGAGGGAGGAGAGAGAGAUAAAAGAAAAAAUAGAAAAGGAGGUGCAGAGGUCCCUGAAAAAGAUAGAGGGAGCGAUUGAGGAACAUGAAGGAGAUAUUCAACAACUUAAUGAGAGAACAGGUGAACUAGAGAGACAGAUGACAGAAGAAAAAGAUGAAGAGAAGAAGAAAGAACUAAAGAGAGAGUUGGAAAAAGAGAUGGAGAAGAGAUCAAAGCUGGAGAGAAAGAUUAAAAAACUGAAAGAUCAGAGAGAGAGAGAAAAGAUUGAGAUGGAGGAAAAACACAGACAGGAGAUGGAGGAGAUCAGACAGAUGUAUGAAGGAGAGAUGAGGGUGGAGACAGAGAGAAACCUCAUGAGGAUCAUCCUACCUGAACUCAAGAGAAACAUUUUAGAUUCAAAGUCAAAGAUGCAGGAGGAGUUUAACAGACAGAUGGAGGAGAAGAACAGAGAGAUAGAGACACUCAAUGACAAUUAUUCAAAAGUAUGGGACCUUUAUGAGUCAGCAAUGAAGCAAAAUGUUCAAGAAUGAAAAAAAUUUGUAAUUAGUAAUUAAAUAUUAGUAAACAAAAAUGAGUGUGUGACACAGCACAACUCAUCUAAAGUAUUCUCACGUUUUAGUGAGUUUUACUAAAAAUCUCUGAAGUUCUCAAGCCAAAGAGAUGAUAAUGAACGAGAAAGUGUUAAUGAGUUAAUGUGGAGGCAGACAUACACUGAUUUAUUCUUCUGUGUGGAUGUCCAACCCAAUCUCAUGGCAAUAUGUUUAUAUUUUUAUAAACGUGCCUACUUCGUAUUUCUACAAUCUGUUUUCAUCCAUGUGGCAUUGUUUGCAGCUUGGUUUCAGUAAAUCUUUUGCACUGCACUCAAAAAAAACUUUUACGUUUGCCAAUUUUACUUAAUCGUUUCAUGUUGUGAUUACUUAGAAUCAUCAAUUUAACAACGUGAACUUAAUUUAAUCUAGUUCAUUUAACAAAAAAGUGCGUCUUCUCAACGUUGCUUGAAAAUUAUUUGUUCAGCCAACAUAACAUGCAUAAAAGUAACAGAUUAAUCAAACCAAUACAGACUUGUAUCUCAUUGGCUGAGGAUUUUGCAGUGUAUUGCGGAUAAUUGUUGUUCUGGCACCGUCUUGCAGAAGUGUAGCACCAUAGGUUUGUGAGUAAUAAGUGUCCAAAUAUGAUUCAAUGAAUUUGUUCUGAUAUAUUUUAGAAAAAACAAACAAAUAAACUGUUUGAAAUAACAUUACAUUUAUGUUUGUGAUAUGUUUGAUAAACUGUAAUUUAAAAAGGUCUAUAUGAUCAGUUGUAUUGAGCAGCUGCACUUUGAUUGAUUGAUUUUGUGUUGUGUACUUAUUAAAUCCUAAUUAAAGGAGAAGGAGUUUAUAAAAUGGAGUUAUUCAAAUUUUUUGUCAUCAUUAAUUACAUUUUUCUUGUACAAUUAACUCAGUUGUUGUUUGUUGACUCUACUGAGGUUUGUUAAGUUUACUUAAACAACUUCUGUAAAAUUAACUAAAUUAUUGUUUGUUGAGAUUACUUAAACAAAUUGUGUGGACCCUGUUAACCUUUUUU
Molecule: messenger RNA, 6826 nt
Organism: Paramisgurnus dabryanus
Lineage: Eukaryota; Metazoa; Chordata; Actinopteri; Cypriniformes; Cobitidae
Source: RefSeq, a predicted model, not a curated record